Molecule: messenger RNA, 2404 nt
Organism: Erythranthe guttata (spotted monkey flower)
Lineage: Eukaryota; Viridiplantae; Streptophyta; Magnoliopsida; Lamiales; Phrymaceae
Product: elongation factor family protein
Cellular component (GO): ribonucleoprotein complex; cytosol
Molecular function (GO): GTPase activity; GTP binding
Source: RefSeq, a predicted model, not a curated record
AUACCAAUCGAAGCAAAUUAAAGGAGAGGGAACAUAAACCCUAUAAUAGAGAAUUAACAGCACCACCACCAGUGUUCCUUCUUUCUCCUGGAAAUGGUGGGUUCACUACUUUACUCUCUCUGGUCCACCGCCGCAAGGAAAUCCAUUUAUUCUUCUUCCUCCAAGUAUCUGAAGCCCUUUGCACUUCCACGAACUGCAGCAGCCUUCUCCACCUCGACCACCGCAGCUGCCGCAUCUCCGUCCGUUUUAUUUGACAGUCCAGGCGGCGUUGUUGAUCCCAAUCGGCUUCGGAAUGUGGCUGUAAUAGCUCAUGUUGACCAUGGGAAAACAACUCUCAUGGAUCGGCUCCUGCGCCAGUGCGGCGCCGAUAUUCCACACGAGCGAGCCCUAGAUUCUAUCAGCCUCGAGCGCGAGCGAGGCAUCACUAUCUCCUCUAAGGUUACAGGUAUAUCAUGGAAAGAGCAUGAGCUAAACAUGGUCGACACUCCUGGACAUGCUGAUUUUGGUGGUGAGGUUGAACGAGUUGUGGGCAUGGUUGAGGGAGCAGUUUUAGUUGUUGAUGCUGGUGAAGGUCCCUUGGCACAGACAAAAUUUGUUCUUGCUAAGGCCUUAAAAUAUGGUCUACGCCCUCUACUUCUUCUAAAUAAAGUAGACCGCCCUUCAGUUACCGAAGAAAGGUGCAAUGAAGUCGAGAGCUUGGUGUUUGAUCUUUUUGCCAAUCUUGGUGCCACAGAGGAACAAUUAGAAUUUCCUGUUCUCUAUGCUUCUGCAAAGGAAGGAUGGGCCUCAUCCACGUAUACAAAAAAUCCUCCUGACGAUGCAAAGAAUAUGUCAGAGUUGCUUGAUGCAAUCGUAAGACACGUUCAUCCGCCAACUGCCAGCCUGGAUGCACCUUUUCAGAUGCUGGUGUCCAUGAUGGAAAGAGAUAAUUAUGUUGGCCGAAUUCUAACCGGUCGUAUCUAUUCUGGAAUUUUGCAAGUUGGUGAUAAAGUGCAUGGACUUAACAGUACAGAUACUGGUGUUGUCAAAAUUGAAGAGGGGAAGGUUGUCAAACUGAUGAAAAAGAAGGGCACAACUAUAAUUUCAGUUGAUACUGCUGGUGCUGGUGAUAUAGUAUCUAUGGCUGGGUUAAACAGUCCUGCAAUAGGACAUACAAUAGCAAGUGUUGAGGUCAUGACUGCUCUGCCAACUGUUGUACUCGAUCCACCAACCAUUUCAAUGACUUUCGGCGUGAAUGACUCACCAUUGGCUGGUCGAGAUGGUAUUUAUUUGACUGGAAGGCAAAUUGGUGAUCGUCUUAUGGCUGAAGCUGAAAGAAAUCUUGCAAUAAAUGUGCUUCCUAGCAUGUCAGAAUCUUAUGAAGUUCUAGGGCGGGGAGAGCUUCAAUUGGGGAUCUUAAUUGAGAACAUGAGGCGUGAAAAAUUUGAGCUUUCUGUAUCACCUCCUAGAGUCAUGUAUAAAACCGAGAAAGGCCAAAAGCUGGAGCCAAUUGAAGAAGUGACUGUUGAGGUAAACGAAGAGCAUGUGGGUUUAGUUAUGGAAGCUCUGUCUCACAGGCGAGGAGAGAUUACUGACAUGGGUCCAGUCCCUGGCCAUGUUGGUAGAACUCGACUUUGUCUGACUUGUCCUUCUAGGGGUUUGGUUGGUUACAGAAGUGUGUUCAACAGCGUUACACGAGGCACUGGAUUUAUGCAUCGUGCCUUCCUAUCUUACGAGAAAUAUCGAGGUCCUCUUGGAAAUGUCAGGAAAGGAGUACUGGUUUCGAUGGGAUUUGGGACUAUCACUGCUCACGCAUUGAUGAGUUUAGAAGCUCGUGGAAUGCUUUUUGUCAAACCUGGAAUGGAGGCAUAUGAUGGCAUGAUUAUUGGUGAACAUUCUCGAGAUUCAGAUCUCGACGUUAAUCCAGUGCGAACUAAAGAGCUGAACAAUAUCCGUGCUGCCUCCAAGGAUGAAAAUGUGAAGCUAACUCCUCCUCGCCUUAUAAAUCUUGAGGAAGCAAUAGGGUAUGUUGCACCUGAUGAGCUGAUUGAGGUUACUCCAAAUGCUAUUCGAUUGAGGAAGAAAUACAUGGAUGUUAAUAAGCGGAAAACAAUGAGCAAAAAACCGAGGGAGUGAGUCAGCCUCACCUUCUUUCAUUAUGUUUCACUCGCACUCUCCUCGAGCAGUAUACAACUUUGAUGACUUCACACAGAGUCGCCGUUAAUGAUUAAUACAUUAGUCACACAGUUAUAUGUAUAAUAUAUUCUUUUACAUAUCAUCAUUUUUAUGAACUGAUAAGCAUAUACAUCAUAUAUGGAAUAAGGUAAAGAUUACACAAAACGCUUUUGCAGCUCGUUAUUUAUUUAUUUUAUUUGAUGUUUUAGAACUUUUUGCACAUGUAAUAAGAAAAUUAUAAUUUUUUUUA